Entrophospora sp. SA101 is the source of this 2982-nucleotide messenger RNA. NCBI's taxonomy places the organism in Eukaryota, Fungi, Glomeromycota, Glomeromycetes, Entrophosporales, Entrophosporaceae. The record is from the annotation of a GenBank genome assembly.
AUGUUCGAAUCAAAUACAGAUAAUGAUGAACUUAAUAACUUGGAAAAAAUAAAUGCAGUUUUGAAAAAAGAUGUUACACAUUUCAAGGAAAGAGAAGCAAUUCUAAGAAAGAUUCAAUUAUAUCAAGCUAAAAUUUCAAGUGCACAAUAUUCAUUUGCGGGGGCUGCAUUUGAGGAAACAAAGAGAGAAAAAAGGGCAGUUGAACAACUUCUUCAAGAAAAUCAACUUGUUAAUGACAAAAGAAAGGGGGUGUAUUCCAGUUGGCAUAGUGCACAAGAAUGUAAACUUCAACAGCUAUCUAAUAAAUUAAAAAGAUUGAAUGAUAAAACAGAUGAAAUAUAUAAGGAAUUAUCAACUAUUAAAAGAGCUAAUUACAGAGGAGAACAAAUCACACAAAUUAGAUUGGAAGUUUCUCAACUAGAAAAUUCAAUUAAACAACAAUUAUUUAAACAAAGGAAAAUUGAUUUACAAUGUGAAAUUGAUUUGUCCAAAUCAAUUAAAGAAAAAGAAAUUUUCCUAGAAGAAACCCUUUUAGAUCAGAACUUAACUCAAGUUUUGAAAGAUGAUGGUGAGUUAGGUAGCCAAAUACAAGAAAAGAAAGAUAUUUUGAGGCAAACAUCUGAUAGACUUGUCACCAGAAGAUUUGAUGAAAUUGAAGAAAAGAAGACAUAUCAUUGCCAAGAAUCAGAUAAGUUGAUAAAUAAACUUGAUGAUAUAUCACAAAAAAUGACAUUAGAAGAAAUUAGAAAUGCUAUUGAUCAUGAAAAAGAAAAUAUAAACCUUUAUAAUGAGGUUGAUCCUAACAUUAUAGAUUCAUACAAUGAAAGACAAGCUCAAAUUGUUUUCCUUAGAUCUCAAAAAGAAAAAAGAGAAUUAUCAUUAAAAGAACUAAAUGAUGAAAUUGCAAAGGAAAAGGAGCAAUGGGAUCCUAAAUUAUAUGAAUUGGUUAGAAAAAUUGGUGAACUCUUUUCAAAUGCAUUUAAUAAAAUCGGAUGUACUGGUGAAGUGCAUAUCAACACUCAUGAAGAUUAUGAUAAAUGGGAUAUAAAUAUUCUGGAAAGAUCUGUAUCAACUAUCAUGUAUUUAAUGGCAUUACAAGAAUUGGCCAAAACACCAUUUUGUGUUGUUGAGAUUAACCAAGGAAUGGAUCCUAAAAAUGAAUACUUAGUUCAUAAUCAUAUGAUUGAAACUUCAUGUCAUCAACCUUCACACCAAUCUAAAGAAUCAUCUGCCAGCGGAAAAGAAAAUUCAAGUGAUUCAUCUGAUUCAUCUGAUUCUGAUAGUUCUUCUGAUAGUUCUUCUGAUAGUUCCUCUGAUAGUUCUCCUGAUAGUUCUUCUGAUAGUGAAAGUAAAGAUGGUAGAGGCGAUGUUGGUAAAGGCAAUCCUGGUAAAGAUGAUGACGACAGUGAUGGCUCAACUUCAUCCUCAAAUACUAAGAAUUAUAAAAUGCUAUUGGAAAAUUACAACAGGCUUGUUAAUAAUUAUAAUGAUCUAAAAAAUGACAACAAUAAUCUAAGUAAUAAAAUUGAAAAUAUGUCAAUAGUAAUGAAUAAUUUGUUAGAAGAAAUGAAAAGUAUUAAUAGGAAUAAUAGUAGUAAUGAAUAUCAAGUUACGGAGAAUAUUAAGAGAAUAAUCAAAGAUGCAUAUCGACGAGACUUGUUUGUCAAAGAGAAAUAUCCUCAAGAUGUAGUUAUUGAAAAAUUCACUCGUCAAACAUUAAUGAACAAUUUUCCAGAUGACGAAAGAUACAGUGAAAGAGAGAAGUGGGAUGUUGUGUGGUUUACUCUUAGAGGACCUUCUUUAGAAUUGUUUAGAAUAAUUAGAGGGAACGCUGUGAGAAGAAUUAAAACUACAUUAUUUCAAAAAUUUAAGAAGUUGGAGGCGAUAAACAAUGACGCGUCUAUGAAUCAAAUAUUGGAGUGGAAAAACAAAAAACCAACAAGAGAUGUUCUCUUAUUAUUAAAUGAAAUUGAGGAAGAUGAAGAUCGAACUUAUUUAGAAGUCAUUACACGACUUGCAUUUUCUCAUGAUAAAGAUAAUAAAAUUAUGACAACAGAAAGUGAGAGUAGCGGUGGUAUCGUUAGAAUAAUUAAAGAUUUAGCCAGUGGAACUGUCGGAGGAAUUUGCCAAGUGUUAGUUGGGCAGAGACUCCAAACGCAACCAACACCAAAACUUGGUGAACAACCAAGGUUUACUGGAAUGUUGGAUUGUGUUCAAAAAACCAAGAAAAAUGAAGGAUUUAGAGCUUUUUACAAGGGAACUACAACUCCAUUGGUUGGUGUUGGUGCAUGUGUUUCCAUUCAAUUUGGGGCAUUGGAAUUUAUGAAAAGGUUCUUUAACGAAAGGAAUGGAUACACUGGUGGUUUAACUAGCCCUCAAUUAUAUUUAGCUGGUGCCAUCGCAGGAAUUGCUAAUUCUGUGGUGUCUGGUCCUGUUGAACAUAUUCGUACACGACUUCAGGUUCAAAUCACAUCCACCACUGAUAUUAAACCAUCAUCAAAAGCAGUUUCAACAAAAAUAUACUCUGGGCCAAUUGAUUGCAUUAGGCAGAUAUAUUCUUCAUAUGGCAUGAAGGGAAUAUAUAAAGGACAAACCAUAACAAUGAUUCGAGAAUUUCAAGGUUAUGGUGCGUACUUUCUUGUUUACGAAUAUCUUUUUCAAAAAGCAAUGUCAAGAGAGCAAAAGAAACGCAGCGAGAUUGAAAGUUGGAAAUCGUGUUUAUAUGGCGCGGCAGCAGGAUAUGGAAUGUGGUUGUCAGUUUACCCAGUGGAUGUGAUUAAAAGUAAAAUACAAACUGACGGAUUUAGUGGAGAGGAAAGACAAUAUAAAGGAAUAAUAGAUUGCGCCAGAAAAACUUUUCGCAAAGAAGGAAUCAAUGGAUUCUUCAAGGGUUUUGGUACUUGUAUUCUACGUGCUGGUCCUGUUAAUGCAUCUACUUUUGUGGCAUUCGAAAUGGCAAUGAGAGUCUUUGAUAAAUUAUAA